AUGAAUAAACAUAAUAUACACAGUUUAUCUGCUCACAGAAGGGUUAUUUCAUCCUCCAUAAAACCUUCAGUAAGCAGAAUAACCAGUUCACAGUCCAGAUCUAAAUCGAACUACAAAACUCUCAAUCAAAGUCCCUUAGCAUUCAUCUUAGAAUCUGUUAUACCUGUUAUUCCAGAGAAAUCAAAUGUUCCCUUAAAGAUAAUCGAGAAAUACUUAGAAGAAGGUUACUUAAUCAAGAAUCAUUAGACUGUUGUUUCCACUUUAAAACAUGUGUCUCGAGAGGUAAGGAAAUAUUUACAGUAUAAUUUUAUCUAAGUUUAAGAACUUCCUUAAUAAUAUUCAUUUUAGGUUAAAGAUCCUAAAUUGUUGUUUCGUAUGUAUGAGACUCUAAUAAACUUAGAUCAAACUAUCAUUUAGGAUCUUUUCGAUAAAAAAUAAUAAUUGGAUAACUCAGAUCUUAACAAACAACAUCCUAAACAUCACUUUAGAUUUGAUGUUCAAAUUAAAUGCAUUGAAAUACUUAAUGAAAUAGUAUCUAGCAUUUUAAAGACCAUAGAUGACAAAGCUAUUGCAAUAUUUAUUGAAUAAAUUUGGAAAGCCAUAGUGAUCAUCUUAGAUUUGAAUACUCAAUGGCAAUAAGAUCGUUUUUAAUCACUAGUCAAUGAGUAGAUUGAAAGCUAUAAGGAGAGAUUGGAAUAAAUGAAAAGUGAAUAUAAAUAAUUGGAAGAAAAGUAUCAAAUGCAGUUACGAGCAUAUUAAUUAAAACUUGUAAUUGAAUAAAAGAAGAAUAUGGCAUUAAGAGAAGAGAACAACAAGAUGUGUCAACAAUAUAACAAUUUAGAAGAUCAAAUGAACGAACUUAGUAAUAUUGAACAUGCCAAAGGAGAUCUCCAAAAUAUCAAUCAAAAAUUACAUGAAAUGGACUUAAACUUCAUGAGAUUCAAUAAGGAAAUCUAUGAAUCUCAUUAAUAAGCAUCAACUUCUAUUAAGUAACUAGCUAAAUUGUUGACAAUCAAACCCAUACUGCCAAAAUCAUUUGUACAAUAAAAAUAUGAGCAAUUGAACAUCAGUUUUAAAGAAUAAAAACCUUGUAUUGAAUUGAUGGUCAAUCCAUUAAUAUCCUAAAUUGAAAUUGAGUUUUAUCAUGUUGAUCAAUUCAACAAGAAAUAACUAGCAAGUGAUUUUCUUUAGUUUCUAUUCCAAAAUCUCAACUUUUAUUCCUCACAAUCAGGCCCUGAACUCUUUUCCUUAUGGAUUCAUGCUGAUGAAUAACAAUUUGUCAAUAGUAGAAUAGAAUUGUUGAAUAAAUUGAAUCAAAAUAACAAUAAUGACUAUUACAUCAAUGUGUGUUAAUAAAUCCUUGGUAUCAAUUCAUAAUAUCCUCUAUCUCACAAGAUGAUAGAAGAAACCCUCAGAUAUAUCAAAAUUAUAGAACUAACCUUUUUGUAGUAAACAUCCCCUAAUUAAAAUUAAUAAAGAUCGAGCUUAUUUCUCAAAUAAUCAAGUUCAAUCGAUUUUGAAUUAGAAAUUAAUUUAGCAAAUUAUUCAACCAUCUUGCCUCAAUAAUUAUAUGAAUAUGUAGAAUCUUCAUCUCAAUCCAAUAUCAGACUGAUAAAUUUCACAUACCUAGCUAUUGUAUUCCUCUAAUAACAGGAGAGACUGAAAUGGAAUUCCUUCUCUAAGUUUUAUUUGAGCAACAUCAAUAAAUUUAGUUAUCGGCUAGACACAGUUGAACCAUUCUACAAUAUCGAUGUAUUUUUGAUCUGGUAAUUGAUAAUUACUCAUUAAAGAUCGAUGAUAAAUAAGAAACAAGAAGAAGUAGUAUCAAAUGAGGAUUUCUUUGAAUAACUAUACUUACUUUGGGUACACCAUCCUAGGUGUUUAAUUAAACCAUCAAAUGAAUUGUAAUUGAAUUAAUCUUCUUCACCCACCAAUAAGAAAGUUUCAUCCCAACAACCACAAUAAAAAUCAAGUCCUCAGAUCAGAAAACAAGGAACUAUGCAAUCUGAAACAUCUCGUAAGAAAUGA
Paramecium tetraurelia is the source of this 2028-nucleotide messenger RNA. RefSeq lists its product as uncharacterized. The transcript has 3 exons. The record is from RefSeq and is a predicted model, not a curated record. NCBI's taxonomy places the organism in Eukaryota, Ciliophora, Oligohymenophorea, Peniculida, Parameciidae.